This is a messenger RNA of Setaria italica (foxtail millet), 2468 nucleotides long. RefSeq lists its product as uncharacterized. The record is from RefSeq and is a predicted model, not a curated record. The transcript is spliced from 10 exons. Gene Ontology annotation, cellular component: nucleus. Gene Ontology annotation, molecular function: DNA binding; histone binding. The coding region runs from base 193 to 2082 and encodes 629 amino acids. Lineage: Eukaryota; Viridiplantae; Streptophyta; Magnoliopsida; Poales; Poaceae. Gene Ontology annotation, biological process: chromatin organization; regulation of double-strand break repair.
UGCCUCUUUCUCCACUCCGCCGCUCAGGCUCAGCAGCCGAUUCCAGUGAGGCGAGUCCUCCACAGCCAGACUGAACUCAGCUCUCACUGAACUGAACUGAACUGACAGUGAACCCUCCUCACUUCGGAUUCGGAGACAUCGCCCUCGCCCGCUGAGCGCUGACCAACGGAAGGGAGCUACCGCGGCGGCGCCAUGGACUGCCAAGACGGCGCGGGCGCCGCUGCCAGCGAGAAUCGAUCCAAGGUGGCUUCAGAAACUAAGUCGAUUAAGCAGCCUACUUGGGUCUUCGUUGAGAAAGAAUCGGUACAUGACUUGAGAGAGCAAAUUCUCCUACUCACUGGGAAUGUUUGUCAUGAAGAAGAGGAAAUAUUACGAGCAGAUCUACUGGAGAAGCUCAACAGAUGUAAAAGGGAUACACUAAUCGAACUGUGCCGUUCGUUUGAUGUCAUUGGCUCAAGAGCUAAUAGGAAGGAGGAACUUGUGUCAUUUCUGAUGGAAUUCGUGAAGGGCCACUGUUCUGGCAUUGAUGGCACAAACUCCGAUAAGAAAAUCAAGAAAAAAAGGCGUACGAAAGAAGAAGAAAGUUUGUCUGGUGGUAAACCUUCAAAGAAAAAGAAACGAGAAGGUGAAGAGGAAGCUGAUGGGAGGAAUGGUGUGGAGGAUAGAGAAAAAUAUUUUGACUGUGACUUGAUGGAUAACAGAUAUAUAUGUGCUGAUAAUAAGAAAGGAAAAUUCCCCAAGGAACGAACCAACCUUGAGCCUGCUGAGAGGAUAAAUGGCUGUGUAUCGGAAGAUUUGGAUGGAGUAUCUCUCAGUGAAGUGCCAAAUCCUACAGAUGAAGCAAUGAUUACCACACCAUCUAAAAAGUCGGUAAAGAUUGCUGAUGGUGAUAGUACUGACAUGAAGGCUUUUAAAAAGACAUCUUCUAUUACCAAGAAAAAAGCAACUCCCAAGGAGGACUGCAAAGUCAAAUCUUGUGGUAAACAGGAGUCUAAAGGAGACACAAAACCACGAAAACUGACAAUGAAACCAAGUAAGGAUGAGCUGAGAGAAGCUGUCUUUCUUAUCUUGGAUACUGCAGACUUUGCCACGAUGACCUUUGGAGAUGUUGUAAAAGAAGUUGACAAAUACUUUGGGAAGGAUCUGUUUGAGAGAAAGCCACUAAUAAGGUCCCUGAUAGAAGAGGAGCUCUUUAGGCUAACGGAGGAGGCCGAGAAGAAGGAAUUGGAAGAGGAGGAAGUAGCAGAAGCAAAGGCUAGAGCUGAGCAAGCUGCCAAGGAAACGGCACAGGUUCGAACAGUUGAAUCUGGUAUUGACAAGCGAAAUGCACUUCAAGCUGGUUCAGAUGGUAAAACUAAAGACAGUUCAAAGGACACAAAUGACAGUCCUAAUGAAAAAGGCAUCAAUGGUGGGGCUUCUGUGAAGUCUGCUGUUAAGAGAAACAACAGUAAUGCUGCUGAAGGUUCACAAGACCACAAAGCCAAUGCUGAUACACAAAAUGAAGACAUCCAUGACGAAUUAACUAAGGAUGGAGAGGGUGAACAGGCUGCGCCCAUUGUAAACGGUGAUAGCGCCAUACAAGGUUCAAGUGAUGAUGAAGCUGAGACUAUGAAGAACAGCAAUGCUCAAGCCCUAGAAGGUUCUAAAAAUGACAAUGUGAAAGGGGCUAGCAAUGGAGAAAACAAUGUCACUGAAGACUGUAGAAAUGAAGAAGGCAGGGGUCAGAAUGUUGGCAGCAAUGCAGAAACUGGCAAUGGUUGUGAAGCUGAAGAAUUUAACAAUCGUGGAAAUGAUGGAUGUGCAGAACACACAGAUGGCAAAGCUCAGGAAGCUAAUCACAAUGAGAACAGUGCAAAUGUAGAAAUCCAUGGUGAUAAAGACGGCAAAGUAAAAGAGGGGGAUAUAAAUGCAGAACAAAGUCAGGCAGAUGCUGGUGGCAAUGGUAAAGCUGAAGAUGCUGAUCACAAUGCAAACGCCAAAGUUGAUGUAGAUUCUGUCAAGAAUGGUGCUGCUGAGAAUGGAAGGACUGAUGGCGAUGUGAAAGGCAACAGCGACAGCGCGGUUGAAGAAAGCCCAGUGUGAUGAGAUGGAUGUAGGUUGUAAAAGAAAGUUGAUUUGAGAUCCAGCUUAUGCAGGGCUUCUUGUAUCAGUAGAGGUUACAACUGAUGGCCUAACUCUUGUAGGAUAGCGAGUCACGGAAAGCUGAGGUCUGGCCUUGGAGAAUAGUUCGGUUAGUCAGUUAGAAACGGUCAGUUAUGUAAAUCCAGCUGGGCGCUGUUGUAUGAGAAACUUUUGUAUGGGCACUGAAGCAAGAAAUUCGGAAUGGCAUCUGUUAGUGAAGUUUCUUUACCUUGCCUGUGAUAGAUCACUGAGAAAGUGAAAAGUUAAGAUGGGUUUCUACACAUUACUCAUCCUUGUGUAAGCUAAGCUGUAAACAGAAAAAGAACAUGAAAUGUUCUGCAGAUUUA